GGACAGCCCAGCAGGAGCCUGAGCUCACGCCUUGACCGGGAGUGCCCAUGUCCGCUCCUUGCCUUACCCCAAUGGCGUUGGCGGGCAAUGUGGCUUCCUUGCGAGUGGCGGCCUGGCCGUCUGCCCGUCUGUCCACAGCUGCAGCCCAGGGCAUGUGGUGUCACCAGUGCAAGGGCUUCGGUGGGUGCUCCCAUGCGGCCCAGUGCCCCCGGGGCAUGACCCACUGCGUCGUCAUCGCCACGCGAGCCCCCAUCAGUUUUGAGGACCUGCCCCUCGUCACCAAGAAGUGCUACAGCGGCUGCCCGGACGUGAGGAGCCUGGACCUGGGCCCGCAUGUGUCCAUCGCCUGCUGCCAGUCCAACCUCUGCAACCACGACUGA
Messenger RNA from Ochotona curzoniae (black-lipped pika), 380 nucleotides. RefSeq names its product secreted Ly-6/uPAR domain-containing protein 2-like. Gene Ontology annotation, molecular function: acetylcholine receptor inhibitor activity. The transcript is spliced from 2 exons. Lineage: Eukaryota; Metazoa; Chordata; Mammalia; Lagomorpha; Ochotonidae. The coding region runs from base 48 to 380 and encodes 110 amino acids. The record is from RefSeq and is a predicted model, not a curated record.